This is a messenger RNA of Adineta ricciae, 219 nucleotides long. Lineage: Eukaryota; Metazoa; Rotifera; Eurotatoria; Adinetida; Adinetidae. The record is from the annotation of a GenBank genome assembly.
AUGGAAUUUAUUAAAAUAUGGACAAAGGCAAACAACCUUGAAUCAACAAAAGUAAAAGUAGCGUUGAAUGCUGAUAUCGAUGAUGUCAAAGAGGAGAUCUUUGGUAAAGAAAAGAACAAGUAUUAUGCAAUGUAUAAGAAUCAAAAGCUGACAUCAUCCACACCGGCUCCCACUGAUACUACGGAUGCUAAACCAAUUAUAUUUUUGAAGAUUCAUUAA